Molecule: messenger RNA, 5110 nt
Organism: Eriocheir sinensis (Chinese mitten crab)
Lineage: Eukaryota; Metazoa; Arthropoda; Malacostraca; Decapoda; Varunidae
Exons: 6
Coding region: 135-3071 (978 amino acids)
Source: RefSeq, a predicted model, not a curated record
CUCUUCCCCCCUCCACCCACACACACACACAAACGUUUCUCGUAUCUCAGUCAGUUCUCAUCUUCCUGUUCAUCGUCCCUACUAGCUGCACAACGCUCUAACAGCCCGAGUGAGCCAGUACGUGGUCUGCAGGGAUGGCGGCCAUCACGGCAAGCCAGUGCUUCCGCCUCAAGCUGCUGCACAUACUGGAGACUGCCGGCCAGCAGGUGAUGACCUACACUCUUCUAUGCGGGACGGCAGGCAAGGCGCCCUCCGACACACUGGAGCAAUACCUUCAGAAUCUUCCACAGGGAUCCACAGCCAACUAUGCCAAGGUGGCGAAAAAAUCCAAAUGCUUCAACUCUACUGACCAGACACAGAUAAUAAAUGACACGACAUGCACAACAUUUGACAUAACACUGCUGCAUAAGGCCAUCAAAAUUUCCUGUGAAAACGUGGCGAGUCUGCACCCGGUUAAAAAUAAUCCCGAUAUGUGGAACUCAAAAACCCUCGUGCAGCCUUGGGAUCUGGAGUACUAUGUCACAAAGAUAAAGGACACCAGAAAUGAAGUGGUGCACGAGCACCAACCCUUUACAGAGGCAGACUUCCUAAAAGAAGUGGCCGAUCUGAUUCUGCUCUUCGUUAGUUCCUUGAAGGCCACGAAGGACCGUUACGCCAGGGACGAUGCCGAGUACCAGGCCAAGGAGGACGCUAUGCUGGACACUGUGAAGGACAUCCGGGCGGAAAACCUUGGGGAGGACGAGAUUUUACAAAGAUCAACGACGAUGUUGCUGCCGCUCCUCAAACAGGAAACAGACAAAGAAUUAAGGACCAGGCUGGAUAGUGCACGGUACAUUGACCCCCUCCACUUCCUGAGUGGCGUCCAAGGCCAGAGAGUGGAGGUAAGCAAUAUUUUUUGUGACAUCAUUCUCGCCGAGGAGAAGAGGACGGCACGCCAAGGGGAGGUCAAUGAGAUUCCUUACCUGGAGAUGCUGCAUCUGUGUGACGAUGCGGGCGCGUCCGCGUCGGGGGGUUCGGCGCGGCCACACAUUCUGGUGGUGGAAGGUGAGGCGGGGAGCGGCAAAACCACACUGGCCACGUUCCUACUGAACCAGUGGCUCGAGCGUCCGUGUGACCGCCGCGUGCAGGGACUGCAGCUAUACGACCAAUUGCUAUGGGUGGUGUGCCGGGACCAGAACAGCUCCUCACUUAGGGACUUCCUGAAGGUGCUGCUGCACGAGUCGUAUUUCCGGUACGGCCACCUCUUGCUGCCUCUACUCAAAAAGUGUCGCGUCCUGAUUCUCAUUGACGGUUUGGACGAGAGGAACGACGUCUCCCGUCAGCUGGUGACGGACAUCCUCGGCGAGACGGCGGCCACCACUUUCACCAUCGUGUGUACCUCGCGGCCAGAGAGUGUGCCGGACAUGAAGACGCGGGCGCGAGCCAACUUCCAUGUGUCCCACGUUAAGAUGCUGGGCAUCGACCACACAGAGAGAACAGAGCUAGUGGUGCGGCACUACGCCUGGGUCACCGGGGGCGCCAAUACCGCCGCCAACACCGCCGCCCUCAGACGAGUAAUGCAACACAUUGGCUCCAGGGAACUGUUUCGGCUGCCCAUCAACCUGCUGUUCCUUGCCACCUUGUUCUUUUACGAUCCCGACAAAGUGUCCGUCACCAUCACUCAGUCUGAGCUGUACCAGUUUAUCCACAUGUGGUGUGAGCAGAAGCUGCAGGACAGGCUUGGUGCGGCCUCCCAGGCAGGGCGCGCUAGAGUGUUCCGUCAGGGCGGGGUAGCGGGAGUGUUGAGUGUGAUGUACAAAGUAGCGCUGAAGGGGCUGCUGCAGGGCCGCGUCUACCUCAGCGACGAGGACCUGCGGGGCCUGCGCGACGAGUGCAUCAAGCAGGAUUUGGACCCCGAGGAGGUGUUGCCAGCUUUCUACAAUCUGCGGCGGGAGGUGAGCUUCGGAGUGGUGACGGAGAGCUACUGCCACCCGCACAAGGGCCUGCAGGACUUUUUUGGUGCCAAACACAUCGCAGAACAGCUCGAUCAAUAUAGGGAGGGUGCCAUAAAGCGUGUUCUGCAGGUCAGCUCAGCGGGACAGGACCCUCGCUUGGACCAGCUGAGGAACAUGCUGAUUCAUCUUCUUGGGUUGCUGACGCGGCAGAGGGGCACCGUGGCCACGGCCAUGCAGGAGGCCGUGGACCUGUUGCGCCAAUCUGGGGUGAAGAAGAAUGACGAGUGGCUGUUCCUGCUGGCCGACACCGGGGCCCACGACGUCGCUGUGCAGCGCGUGGUGCAAAACCUCAACGUCUUCCACGAGGACGAGAUCAUCUAUGUCCUGGACGGCACGGUGAACGCCGCCUCCGUGCUGCUACCGCGCCUGCCGCCGCGGAAGGUGCGCGUCCACCUAACGCGGGAGCCAGCCAACGUGGACGACCUGGAGCGGGGUCUCGCCGGCCACAUCGUACGUCAUCUCAACCUGGUUUACCACUUCAGACACCCCCACCAGCACGCCGCUUCGGCCUCAGCUCACCUCCUGCGCCACAUCCCAAGGAGUGACUUGUGGAUGUUCAUCGGCCACCUGGACGAUGGACACCUAAAGCUUCUCCCUCGAGGUCUGCAGCAGUUGUACCUGGUAGUGGCGGGCAGUGACCAUGCACGCAGUCUCCUGCCAGCCCUCGCAAAGGCCCUGUCCGACCUCCCGAGCCUCCAGACUAUCGAGCUGCAUGUCCCCGUGGCCGCCGUGACUCCCAGCGCCGUGAGCCGCCUGCCCGCCACCGCCCCCAGCGUCAGCCUCGUCCUCUCCGGGGUGACGGACCAGCUCGCGGGGGCAGCCGGGAAGAUUGUGGCGGCCCUCAAGCCACCGAAGAAAGGAUUCUCGGCCUUGAACUUCCCCGGGGCCACGCUGGAGUUGAGAGGAUGGGAAGCCUUCAUCCAGGAGCUGCAUCAGGCCGACGUGACGGUGAGGAGCAGCGUGUUGGUGCCCGACACGCACAUCACCGACGACGAGGCGGACACACUCAGCGCCAUCACCACCACACGCCUGGGCUGCCGGCUCUUCAGGCGAGGCGAGAGAGCGAUGUGGCCGUAAGCAAAUGCCUGUGCCGAUGACACAGGUAACGACAUGCAUCUCCGGUGAACGCUGGCACGUACCUGCACAGCCGAAAGCCGCGGAUAAGGAGAUUUAGGCGGGCCACUCACCAUAUCUUGCUUCUGUGCCGCUCAUGGUCCCUGCCUGCCUGCUGCCUCCUACGCAGCGGCGCUCCUUUCAUAACAGGAACUGGUGAAAUAACAAAUAUCACUACUUUUAUAUCUCAAUGUUAAACCGUGUUCUGGCAAAAGCCAGCUGAGCAGCAUGGAGGUAAGGUGGCGUCUGGGGGCCCAUGACCAAACUCUCCCUGUCUAUUUCAGACAGGGAGAGUUUGGUAAAAAAAAAUAAAAACACCUGUACGUCGUAACUUGUUGAGUUGUAGUGCAGCUGACUUGCCUGAUGGAUGAGCCUCCCAUAACUCAUAUUACGAGGGGGGUACCUCUUUGGCCGACUGGUUAAGGAGUGGCUUUCUUAUCUCGAUCGCUGGUCGCGGGUUCGAUUUCCGGCGCCGGCAACAUCUUUCCUUGUCUGGAUUAAUUUCUUGUGUGUUUCGUUAUACACGGUGGUCGUGUGGGAGUUGAGUAAAGAGAAAAUUCUUGCGUUUCAGAGUGUCGCCAAUGUUUUGCUUCUAUAUCACGGUAGGCCCACGUAUGUAGCAUUCAGCCAUCUGUAGCAGAGGUUUCCAAUCUUUCUUGACCCCGUUACUAGUAGUCACUGGCCUUGUAAAGCAUUUAUAAGUAACGUUAAUAAGGCCGCUGGCACACGAGCGACGUGUGGUCGCCACGCCGUAACGGGGAUGUGGCUUCUCAUGUUUCAUUGCUCGAACCCUUUCACGUACACGAUCGAGCGACUGUAGCGAGGAGACGCGGAUCCCCGCCACAAGUGGCGUCGCUUUGUGGCUUGGACCUGCACACAUAGACCACUUGUGGUUGCUCAGUGGCGGGCAAAGCUGCGACUCGCCAAUCGUUCACCAGACUGGAUAAGCUGGAGAGGCGUGUGUAUUUCUCUGCCGCAGAAAACCUUACACACGAGCGACGCUGCAGCGUCGCUCAGCCGAGCCACAAAUUGCGUGUAACAGCGUCAUAAAAGCUACUCGUGUCGUCACGGUGUGGCGACCACAGUUCGCUCGUGUGCCUGCGGCCUAACUCUGAUAUAAGUCACAUAAUCCUGCUGAACAAUUAUUAUGUUCUGACCCUUAUAAGUAAUAUAUAAUUUUUCAUAUGUAUCUAUCAUUAAACAUGAGUUGCGUAUAAAUGUUGGAGUAGAGUCGAUGGUGCAAGGCAGCGAGGGAGAAAUAUAUUCAUAAAGAUUGUAAUAUAUGUACAAAAAUAACGGAAAAUAUCAGUUUUUUUCUCUUUAGAGAGAGCGGAGGGAGCGAAGGCUGUUAAAUGAUGCAAGAAAAUGUAAAUAUAAGUAACAGACAUUUGAAGGAUAUUAUAGUUAGCACAAUGAAUGUUAUAGCUGGGUGCAUGGCCAGUAGCAAGGAGUUUGAUUUUAGUGUACGUAGUACUGUGCAGUACUAGGUACGCUUACCUAUAUGUGCCAGGCCAGGGGGUCACACGCUCAAACACUAUGUCCUGCAGUGUUCUGCUAUUAGUGCCUACCGCCCACAGGGCCACUGGGACCUGCCUGGGCUGGUGGGCUGGUUCAUUAACAAUAAUGUUCUCUCAGCUGUGCUUAGUGAGUAUCCUGCAUUUGCCUCUAGAUUGUAGUCCAUAUGUACAGUCCCUUAUGUCUGCUCCCUUGACUAAAUCAAGGCCUUUAUUUUUUAGCACUUGUCCCCCACCAUUGCAUCUUUUUAGCUUCCUGGUGCUGCUUCCACAUGUAUCCUUAGUUGUAUAAUCACACUCUGUACUGCCUGGGGGUUGGGAUGGCAUGCGCCUCCCUUCUCCUUUGCUGUUUUACUUGCAACAAUAAACUAUCAAUCAAUCAAUCAAUCGUACUGUCGGUGUGUAUGGUGAAUAAAUUAAACUUUAUGAAGACGGCAAUGUUAAGGAAAUCUUUAUUUAUAAUUGUAUAUAAAUAAAAUUGAGGCUGUA